This is a messenger RNA of Cydia strobilella, 8371 nucleotides long. RefSeq lists its product as uncharacterized. The coding region runs from base 417 to 1523 and encodes 368 amino acids. The transcript has 8 exons. The record is from RefSeq and is a predicted model, not a curated record. Lineage: Eukaryota; Metazoa; Arthropoda; Insecta; Lepidoptera; Tortricidae.
UCAGAUAGGACGCGACAAGAUCGCAUGAUGCGCGUGCGCACCGCAUACAUUCGUAAAUUCGUAUGAUUAUUUCGUCUUCAAUAUUUGUGACAAAUCAAAUCACUAACCUAACGUCAUUACGUCAGUUCAGUUUCAGUUGUAAGAAAUUUCGCGCGUGAGCUGGUCGUAAAGUGCACCUAAAUGAGAAAUAAUUGUUAACAUUAAAUAAAAUAUGUUCAUGUGUAGUGUGUCAAGUUUUUUAAUUUUGAAUUAAAUUAAGAUAUAUAAAGUGGUGGACCAACUUGAAAGACUAGAGUACCUUUUAUGAAAUGGGUUUGUUUACGCUUUAUAGUUGAUUGAUGGUAGUUAAUUGUAGUUUUAGUAAGUGUACGUAUAGAAAUUUCUUUAUUUAGUUUCUUACCAAAAUAUUAGUACUGAUGGAGGGAAUUCUCAAAUCCAAACUGUCGCUGUUGCUAGUGGCAGCCUGGUGGGGAGCGGCGGCAGGGCAGCCUAUCGAGUGCGACGGCCACCAGUACAACUGCACGGACGGCUAUUACUGCGACCGUGUGGUGUUCAAGUGUCGCAAGUGCAUCAACUGCGCGGAAUUCAACCGGAGCCCUCCGAUCGACCCCACCAACAAAUGCAUCACCUCGGUCGUUGAUUGCGGAGUUUGCUUUGAAGGGCUGUCGGAAGACGUGAAAGGGCUGCAGUGCGUGUCGGCGCCCUCGCUAACCUACGUGUGGGUGGGCAUCGCGCUGGGCGGCGUGCUGCUCUUCGUCGCCGCCGUCGUUAUCGUGGUCUACGUGCUGCGCAACACCGACACCUUCCGCGUCUUCUCCUCCACCACGUCGCUCCACCCGAGCUGCGUCAGCGGGCCGCCCGCAGCCGCGUCUGCGCCCGAGCCGCCGCCGCCCUACAACACGCUCUACACGCCCGUGCGCCCCGAGUCGCCCCCCGCCCCGCACCCGCCGCAUCUCACUGACGAAGAAGCGGCGAGCCCGUUCAUAAAGCGGCCACCGCCGCCGACGCCGACGCCGACGCCGACGCCGACGCCGACGCGCGAGUCGGCCGGCAACCAGGAGGCCAACUUCUACAACAACCCCUGCUACGUGCGCGGCCCGCACCUUCCCUCCAACCAUCAGACGGCGGAGCGCGAGCCCGAGCCGGAGUACCUGCACGACGAGAACACCGCCGAGAGCCCGUGGCGGCCCGGCGACGGCGACAGCGCCAACAACAACACGCAUGUCGUAUGGCACAAUUCGGAGUCCGGCAGCAGCAGCGCGUCGUCGACGAGCGCGGGCGCGGCGUCGCUGGCGGCGCAGCUUGCGGCCGCGCGCGGCGCCACGCUGGUGCGCCCGCCCUGCCAGGACGCCACCCCCAGCAAGGUGCCCCGCCUGCGACAGGACACGAACAACAACAGGAACAACCGCGACCGCGACGACGAGGAGACGCAGCCGCGUGCGGGCGCGGGCGCGGGCGCGGGCGGCGGCGCCACCUUCAACAUCCUCGUCAACGUGCAGCAACUCAACGACGUCAAACUCUGAGCCGCGCCCGAGCACGACGAACCCCGCCCUGGUGCUACGCUACAACGAUCCGCGGUUGCUCAAUACUGGUUUGCUCAAGCUGAGAUUUGCGAAGCAUUUAACCGCUCAAUGAGAUUAGCUAGUUAUAUUUGUCCACAAGCGCAAUGGCGUCAGUAUUUUUUACCUCAAUUAAGUUAUGUUUGAGAAAUAACUAUAAAAUCUUGACUAGCUGCGCGCUGUGUAGUUGAAUGCUGUAUUUUAAUACCAAAACGUGGAUCAUUUUACAAUUAGGCAAAAAGUGUAUCGGUAGGAUACGUGUCUGAUCUGCGUGGUUUUUCCUAGUGAUAAUGUUUACCUAGUUUUAAGAAAAGUCGUAAACACAACUCAAGCACAUUUAAUUUGUUUUAGUUGUGUAUUUGAUCUCGAUGCCAAGGUUAUUUAUCUAUUAAAAAAGUAAAAAAAAGUCACAGCUUUGGCCAUAUUUUAAAUUAAUUAUAGCAUAAUGAUAUGAUAUAAUAUACUUAUUUUAUAACAAUAUAGAAAUGCUUUUUAUUCUAAUAUACAUGUCUUUUCUGCUCGUCUUUAUCACAUAAUUGUACUGAUACUUGAUGAAUUGAACAGCUUUGCUCGAAGGUUUGAAUUGUAAUAUUAUGUUUUUCUUGAAUCUACACUAAUGAAUGUUUUUAUAUUGUACAGUUAUACAGUUGUACAUGAUUUUGGACAAUUUUCAUUUGUUAACAUUUAACCACAGGUGGGGACGGACGAACAGGAUCAUCUAUAAAUCGCAGAUUUUUAUUAUAAUUCGUCACUUGUUCUAUUUUCGAUUUAAACAUUAAUUAAAUAUUGCGUGAUAGACAAAGCUAACAUUCAAUCCCUUCGCGCUAGAUAGCGUUGUUGACUGUCCAGUGAUAAAGUUUCCUAUUCUAUCGUGGUCGCAUGAGCAUGAGCAUUCACACCUAAACUCUCUUGUACUGUACUAGUUGUACUUAGGUAUGCAUUUUAAAACUCUGCUUAGCAUGGUUAAGUCUGACCAUUUUGACAUGCGUCCACUAGUUUAUUUUCUUAAUUUAUCUGUACCUAUCUAUAUUGCGAAGAGCGGCUAGUGGCUGCUAGCUGCGCAAAUCCGUUCUCAUCGAAAAAAGUACUUGGCCUUCUUUGUUUUCACCUUGGUGAGGCCGGACUUCAAUUCUAAUCUCGCGGUGGGCUAUUGCUUUUAACAUUGCUAUUUUCACGGCCUUCGAUAAGAUAGCUAGUCUGGCGGAAUUCCAUAGCUACCUAUGCAAUAUGCAUAUUCUGCCUACUCGUUUUUAAGUAUCUUAAUAUUUUAUGUGUUGUCAUGACUUGAUUUUUCCGCCUACUUACGCAACUAUAAUUGUGUCUUUUACUAUAAAACGAGCCUAUAAAACUGAGAAGUAAAGCGGUUAUUAGAUCUACAGUGUCGCCUGGCCGCCCCCGGGGCCGGUAUCAUGGAUUUUCGAUGGUCGCGCUGACUGUCCCGUUUCACGAAAUAUCAGAACAUCGUUAACAAUAUUUGAAACGUGAAAAUAUAUUAUUUUGUUUGGAAUUGUCAAAAAUAUUCAAUGUAAAAAUAUCAAACAAUGAAUAUUUUUUAUAAUGUCAAAUGUCAAGUAUUACACUUAAAUUUAACUAGAUAUCUAUUGUGGAAAUAUAUUUUUUGGUAUAUUGGUAGCGGGUGUCCUGAUAUUCCGUGGAACGGAAAACUGCUGUUCUAGGGUGGUAGUGUUAGACCAAGAUAAGUCUGCAACGAUUUUAAUAGCACACGUAGCGAGUCAUUCCAUAUGAAACCGUCUGAAGGCGUGUGCUGACUAAUUUAAGAUUUUGCUAAAAAAAAAAACAAGGAGGGUGUCUAAAAAAAACUAAAUCCAUGGAGUUUUUUUAAUACUUUGUUUUCGAUCGGCACUCAUUGAAAGUUUGAAAUGGUGUCAUUUUCUUACUCCCAUAAUCUAGGUUCAAACUCCGCUUAGAAGCUUUUGCUGAAAAUUAUGUUUGUUUUUUAUUGUGGCUUAUUAACCACCGUUUCCAUAAUGACUAAUAGUAUCUAAUCAAUACGCUUCGGAACUGGGUACUGAGGCACUGAAGAUUCGUAUAAAUAUGCUAAUUUUCUUAGUUUUCAGACUAGAAUUCCGACUUUCCUAUUAAAGCCUGACCAGUAUAUAUGAUCAUUGUCAAGAGGGCGCUGUUAUUUUUAUGUAUAGGGUGACAGUUCAGUAUAUUAUGAAAAAAAUAGUUCUAAUGAAAUUCCGCAACAUGGCGCGUGAUCUUAUAUUCCUGGUCAGGCUUUAGACCAAAGACUUUGUUUUUUCUGGCUUCUAGAAUAUAACAAUUUAAACAAAUGUUGUCAAUUUCAAGUUCUCAAACUGUAUUUUUCGUAUGAAAAGACAUACUUACUUCUAUAUUGAAAUUUAAAAAACCGGACAAGUUCGAGUCGGACUCGCCCACCGAGGCUUCCGUACUUUUUAGUAUUUGUUGUUAUAGUGGCAACAGAAAUUAUACAUCUGUAAAAAUUUCAACUGUCUAGCUAUCACGGUUCAUGAGAUACAGCUGGUUACAGCCAGACAGACGGAUGGACAGACGGACAGAGGAGUCUUAGUAAUAGGGUACCGUUAUUACCGUUUGGGUACGGAACUCUAAAAAAUUGAAAUGGAAGCACUGACCGCUGGAAAAUCAAAUUAAGUGAAAAUUAAUAUUUGAAUUAACUAUCACAUGAUAGAUCAUAUGCUAAAAUUUACAUUGCAACUAGACUUUAUAGUGUUACUUUUGCUAAGGAGAUAUAUUUUUUGAAAAUCGUAAAAUUUGCACAACACGUAGUUAACCCCGGGUUAGUGGAAUGGUGAAAGUGGCGCUAAGAUCUUUAUCUUACUAUCAGUGUUGUGCAAAUUUUGUUUAUUUAUGGUUACCUGCCAAUAUAUAUACUAGUGGUUCUGUUAGACCUCGCGAUAAACUUAAAAAAAAUAAAAAUAAAGAAUACAUCAUUGUCGUUAUCACAGCGAACUCACAAUGGUCUUAAGCGCCAUGGACCGUGUGGCGCUUAAGUCUUUUAUGCCAAUUUCCGCAAUUUUGAACAUUUUCCAAAAAAAAAACAAAGAAAAAAAAAUCUUAACUACCAAACCUGUUCACGAAAUAUUAUAAGAAUAUGCUGAGAAAUGCAAUUAUAUGAGUUUUGCAUAUAUAAAAAAAACCUUUGCACUGCGUGCUAUCAAAAUCGUUGCAGACUUAUCUUGGUGUAACUGUAGCACCCAUUGACCGGCCCCCGUUUGCAAGUGCCCUGGCAAUCGUAUAGAUCUAAUAAGCGCUUAAGGUAUGAUUCACACCGUUUCGAGCUCUUCUGUGUCGCAACUACGCAGUAAAUACAUUUUUGGUAUUUCUGGCUAGAUAUCACACUCGUUGUCCUUUGUUCGGUACAAAUGCAUUGUGUUUUAUGUUCGCUAGUCGAGAAGUCUCAAGUACUUAUGUCCUAUGGAUUGCCUAAAUAUAUACAUAAGAAUUUAACUGCGAUCAAAGCGCACCAAGCGAUGUGUUAUUCCUAUUUGAAAGUGUUCUCUGUUGUGUUUCGCAUUAAUUUAAGAGGACGACAUUUUUCACGGUUUUGUAAUAAAAAUGUCGCCCAAAAAUAAUAUCCUCUUAAUAGUCCUAAUUUUAUUAUAGGUAGUUAUUGGAGAAUGAUUGGACUCUUUACAUCGAAUUUUAAAAUCUUAUUGGUGGAUCUGAUAUGUAGACGUUAGUUGCUAGCUUCGAUGUACAGUGAAAGUUUUAUAAAUAUUUCGUCAAAAGUAAUACUUUGAUAAUUAUUUGUGUAUAAAAAUGUCUUCCAAAAUAAGUAUAUAUUAAUUUUUGGGUCUCUAUUGUUUGACAUAAUUAUUGAAAGUCAUAAUGUAAUGAUUGUAUCAUUAGUCAUAAUUUGGUUUUUCUCAGAAACGCGUAACUUUUCAGGAUUGCUAUAAAACAAACCUAACCUAACCUAUACAAUGUGUGGCCUGUAAUACGAGCAAAAAAUUAAACUGUAGGCUGUACUCUUCAUACCGACCAACAUUUGUUCAGCGACUUUUAAAAAUAACUUGUGUUUUGAUUUUUAAUACACUUUAAAGUUUUUUCCAAGACUCAAUGUAUUGCGAAUUUUGUUAUGUUUAAGGUGUGACAGGCAACGUCAAUCACAAUGAUAAUGGCGUACAUUGAAGAUAAUAUUUAUUUUGUAUGAAAAAUACGAAGUCUAAAGUCUUCAUUAUUUUUUAAAUUCGCUGAACAAAUGUUGGUCAGUUUGAGGAGUAUAGCCUACAGUUUAAUUUUUUGCUCCUAUUACAGGCCACACAUUGUAUAUCUAUAGGAUAACCCGAGGAAAAUCCUGAAAGUCAACGGGUUCAGAAUUAUGACUAAUGAUAAUAUGACAAUCAUUACAUUAUGACUUUCAAUAAUUAUGUCAAACCAAGGGACCCCAUUAAUUUGAUUGUUUAUAAUAAAAGAUUUUGUAUCCAUUUUUAACAAUGAAACAAAGACUUCACCAUGGGUAAUAUAUAUAUGUUUUGGGUUUAUCGCCAAAUUGGUUAACGAGCCACCUUUUAAAUAUGUUUCAUCGCUAAAUUCACUUGUCUGUUUUGCAUAGGCUGGUAUUCCAUCUGUCCAAUAUCUUGGUCCAAUGUGUAUUUCUAUUUGCGUCUCACAUUUUGCUUAAUGAUAGAGUGAGACGCAAUGAACAUUAGACAAAGAAAUUUGUCAGGUGGCAUACCACCCUGAAUACAAGUUCUGCACUUAAACAAAAUGUGUUUAUCAUAUUUUUUACGAUGUAAUCUGUAGUGUGUCAUUACAUUAAAUAGGUACAUUUACCAAAUACUCAUAGGUAUUUAUUUGUCAUAAAAAUGUAGGUACGUACGAGCCCCGAUGCAUAUGUUUUCGUCUAGUCAGACCAUUUUUUAAAAUUCUCGCGUUUGUACAAAAAUAAUGUUUAAGUUUAAAAAUCACUAACAUUUAAUACUAAUGCUAAUGUAGUUUAAUUUUAUAUGGUAAUACUCUCCAAUAACUAAAUCCAAAUACACGAAAUACCGUUUGUACUAAAAAAAAAUAACGAUUUUUUUAUUUGACGGGUAGGAAUAUAACAGAUGUGAAAAGGGCUAUUACUAGGGGAAGCAACACGGCUCUACCAAUGUACUGACGAUUUUGUUUCGAGUCCAUGCAUGCAGCAGUGCUAUAGGAGAGGACAAUAUGAUUUGGAGAACGUUUUUGAAAAGUACAUUUUUUUAACAAUAAGAGUCUCAUGCAAUUUUAUUAUACGAUCAAAAUAAACUAGAUUAAACAUUACUAUUACGGUUCCCUUUACUGGGUCAUUUUAUCUUCAUGUGUAAAAUUUAUUAGAAUAAACAAAAUUGUUGUGUGGAGCUAGACGAACUAAUUUGCAUCGGGGCUCGUACAAGAGCAAUGAAGACUGGUCGCUUUGCGUGGCAUUUUCACUGCCCUUGAGUGUAGUUUUUAUUUACAUUGUAGGUUGUAUCGUAUACAGUAUUACCUCGAUGACUAGGUGUUUUUAUUCUAAUAAAUUACAGUGUACAGUAAAGCUGCUAUUUGAAAUUUCGAAAAUUUAGCAAACCUCACUGGUUACCAACAGCUACUUAUCAGCUAAAGUGUUUUGAUUGACCAGGGUACAGAAACCAGGGUGUCUCGCGGGAUAAAUUAGAACGAUAAGUGUUUUAAGUUUUCAGUUGAAAAAUAUUUUACAUGCUUGGAACAAAUGCUUAUAAGUACUGUAAAAAUGUUUCAAGUAUUGAGAAGGCGUAAACGAGACACACUUCAUCGUAGCUCGGUAAAUUUAUCUGACUGCCAUUUUACUGAAUAUGCGUUAAGGGGGCCCACUGAUUAUCAGUCCGCCGGACGAUAUCAGCCAGUCAGUUAGAUAAAAAAAAAUACUGUUCUGAACAACUGACAGGCCGAUAUCGUGCGGCGGACUUGUAAUCAGUGGGCCCCUUUACCUAUUUAUUAUUUCAAUAAAUACAUCCUCUACGAUUCGCGUUGUCUUGGAUGUUAACUUUAUUAUUUUAUAAAACAAGAUGCAUGCAUCAAUUAAUAUGAUUAAUUGUGAUUUAUUUAUUUAUUUCAUUUGUCUUUAUUUUCAACCGCUUAAUUUUCCAAAAUGAAUCGAAUUUAAAAAUAUUUUAAAAUACCUAUUAAAAGUGCAUAUAUGUAUGCUUCUGCACUACAGUUAUAAAACAAUGUUUUAGAAGAAAAAUAUUGUACCUACGUUCUUCCUUGAUGUUAAGUAGAAAUAACAGGCGGAAGACGACGUAAUAAACAACAUGUACAGUCGCCAUCAGAUAUAUCGGAGCGGCCAAGGUGCUCACAAAUAUCUGAACACGCCUCUAUUGUCAAGGCGCUAGGUGCGUGUUCAGAUAUUUUUGAGCACCUCGGCCGCUCCGAUAUAUCUGAUGGCGACUGUACCAUCGCCCACACUGUUACCAACUGUCCAUAGGUGGACUUUAUUACAUAAGGUUCACCUAUGGACAGUUAACAGUGUUGCUGUUUGUACCUACUAAAGCAACUUUUUGUGAGAUUCUUUUAAGUGGAAGUGGAAAAAAAUUUCUACAAAGAGGAAUAUGGGGACUAUGUUCGUAUGGAGAAGCGAUUGUCCACUUUCCUCUUACCCAGGUUUAUAUCUGCUGUGAAACUUAAAUCCAUGUGCCUUGUUAAUUUUACAAUUGUUAUGAACUGGCUGUGUAUGUGUAGCACUUAUUGAUUAAAACACUGGGUUUGUAAAUAUUAGGUACUUGGAAUUUAAAUUGUAAUAGGUUAAGGUACUUAUUUUUAUUGUAAAAACCUUCCUUAAAUAUUUUUUUCAGAAAUAUUAAGUACUUAAUAUUUCUAGUCAC